AGUGUUAUUAGCUACGUCACUCUCUGACUCUUGGUAACUUAUCUUAAAACGAUAUUGACAUGUAAAUUCCCUUGAGGGACUCGAAGACUUCGUUGAAUCGUUCAUCAAUGGCAGCCAUCGCUCGAUUCCAUAUCCUCCAACAGUCGUCUUCAGUUCUGAAACCCACUGCAAUCUCAUCCAAAUUCCCUCAUCAAUCUUCUUCGCCGCCCUUCUAUUGUAACCCUAAUUUCUUUAGAAACAACAGUCAUAUACGCAAGCUUCAUCUCACUCCAUCACUCUGCGCCAAUUCGAGCCCGAAUCCCGAGAAUUCCUCUGCCAGCGGACCAAGUGGUUCAAUAGUUGGUGAUCUUCUGGAUUAUCUCAACGAGUCUUGGACUCAGUUUCAUGCCACAGCUGAAGCAAAACGACAAUUAGUUGCUGCUGGAUUUCAUCUUCUCAGUGAGAAUGAUGAAUGGGAGCUUAAACCUGGUGGACGUUACAUCUUCACUCGCAAUAUGUCCUGUCUGGUUGCUUUUGCCAUUGGAGAAAAGUACUCUGUUGGCAAUGGUUUUCAUGUAAUUGCUGCACACACAGAUAGCCCUUGUCUGAAACUAAAACCGAAGUCUGCAUUGUCCAAAUCCAAUUAUCUUAUGGUGAAUGUACAAACUUAUGGUGGUGGAUUAUGGCAUACUUGGUUUGACAGAGAUUUAAGUGUAGCUGGAAGGGUCAUAGUCAGAAAUGGUGAUGGCUCCUUUCUACACAAACUAGUCAAAGUCAAAAGGCCUCUGUUACGUGUCCCUACUCUUGCUAUCCAUCUUGACCGUACUGUGAACAAGGAUGGUUUCAAGCCAAACUUGGAGACUCACCUCAACCCCUUGUUGGCAACAAAACAUGACGAUGCUUCUGUUGACAUAAAAGACAAAAAUAAUAAAGAUUCUCAUCAUCCUCUACUUAUGCAGAUUCUAUCAGAUGAAUUGGGAUGUGAAAUUGAUGACAUAGCAAGCAUUGAGCUAAACAUUUGUGAUACACAACCUAGCUGCCUUGGAGGUGCAAACAACGAGUUCAUAUUUUCUGGAAGAUUAGAUAAUCUUGCUUCAAGUUUUUGUGCACUUAAAGCUCUUGUUGACUCAUCUGGACCCAAAGAUCUAUCAGAUGAACACGCAAUUAGAAUGGUUGCGCUUUUCGAUAAUGAAGAGGUUGGUUCUGACUCAGUGCAAGGUGCUGGAGCACCAACAAUGUUUCAAGCUAUGAGGCGGAUAAUUGAUUGUUUGGCUAAUCAGUGUGUCAGGGAGGGUGUCUUUGAGCGUGCAAUUCGUCAAUCGUUUCUUGUUUCUGCUGACAUGGCUCAUGGAGUUCACCCUAAUUUUAUGGAAAAGCAUGAAGAACACCAUCGCCCAGAAUUGCACAAGGGUCUUGUGAUAAAGCACAAUGCAAACCAACGAUAUGCUACAAGUGGAAUUACAGCUUUUCUUUUUAAAGAAGUUGCUAAAAUCCACAACCUUCCAACUCAGGAUUUUGUGGUAAGAAAUGAUAUGGGAUGUGGAUCAACUAUUGGUCCUAUACUUGCUUCUGGAAUUGGUAUCCGAACAGUUGAUUGUGGCAUUCCUCAGCUUUCCAUGCACAGUGUAAGAGAGAUAUGCGGAAAGGAAGACAUAGAUAUUGCCUACAACCAUUUCAAGGCAUUUUACCAAACAUUUUCAAGUGUAGACCGAAAACUGAACGUGGAUUAAUUAUUAAGACAUUUCUACAUUCUUUUAAUAGUCAAUUGAACUGUAUUUUUUUUAAUUUGGAGAGUAAACAUUAAGUUUCGGAUUUGAUGAUAAAUUUAAAAUUCCUGAUGGGAUGUAUGGUAUGGUAUGGUAUGGUAUGUAUGGCACAUGAAACAUGAAGAAAUACAUAUAAAUUUUUUGAUUCUCUAA
Lactuca sativa (garden lettuce) is the source of this 1898-nucleotide messenger RNA. Its product is annotated as Zn-dependent exopeptidases superfamily protein. Gene Ontology annotation, molecular function: aminopeptidase activity; zinc ion binding. Gene Ontology annotation, biological process: proteolysis. Lineage: Eukaryota; Viridiplantae; Streptophyta; Magnoliopsida; Asterales; Asteraceae. The record is from RefSeq and is a predicted model, not a curated record.